Molecule: messenger RNA, 5504 nt
Organism: Hippopotamus amphibius kiboko
Lineage: Eukaryota; Metazoa; Chordata; Mammalia; Artiodactyla; Hippopotamidae
Gene: AOC2
Product: amine oxidase copper containing 2
Exons: 4
Coding region: 2631-5120 (829 amino acids)
Biological process (GO): amine metabolic process
Cellular component (GO): plasma membrane
Molecular function (GO): primary methylamine oxidase activity; copper ion binding; quinone binding
Source: RefSeq, a predicted model, not a curated record
UUCUCUCCCCGGCUCCCUGCUGUGUUUUGGGGUUUGUUUUUUCUUCCUUUUGAUGAUUAGUUGGUUAGCUGAGAGAACUGGAAGGAAAGUGCUAGGUGUUUCAUAGGAACUGGGGCGGGAUGGGGGGGACCAACUCCUCUCUUCCUGAUGGAAGGUUAGUGUCCCUUGCCACUGUGGGAUGUUGGAUCCUCCCUGCCACAGUUGCCCUGGUGAUGACUUAGGGUUUUCCAUCUGCGUACAUUGCACCUUGAACCUGAUCCUGACAAGAAACACCUUAGACCUUCUGCCAACUCUCUCGCUGCUUCAGAUGUUUUUAUAACUAGGAUUUUCACGUACACAUGUGUGCAUGAUAUACACACACAUACACACAUGGAGCACGCACAUGCCUUCCUACUCUGUUACUUGAUGCCCUUUCCUCCCGCCCUGCCCUGCCUCCCUCCCUCCAUCCCUCUUUGUCUCACUCACACCCUCCCCCCCCCACCCCGUUUAGAAGGUGAUAGAUGUCUUAGUCCUCAUCCACCAGGGCCCACUAUCUCCUGGUAUUGUAGCUUCUUGGUGCCUGAGGCUGGUGAGUUGGAGGAGAGCUGAGAGAUGAGAAGCAGAGGGAGUGGGGAAGGCCCCUUCCUCUGUGACUCGGGUCCUUCUGGGCAUUUUUGCAAAGGCUGGUCCUCUGAAUCCUGGUUUCCUCUUCCCAGACCAGUUGUAAAUUGGGGUGGAGGAGUCUGCAGCUGUGAGGCCAGAUGCUGCUGCUCCUACUGGGCUUUCCCUUUGGGAAAAAUGUUUUCUUAUUUAUAGUAUUGUGCUUCCAGGGAAAGCGGUCACUUUGUGUGUGUGUGUGUGUGUGCGCCUUCACACAUGCAUGUACACAGUGUGUGUAUGUGGAAAUCUGUUGGGCAAGUCAGAACCGUAGAAGAAUUGCCUCUUAUCUCUCAAAUCUUCCAGAGAUAUCACUUGUUACAGCUUUUGUGUUAACCCUCAUCAAGCCCCCCUUUUUUAUUUCACCACUACUGGAGAGUCUGCUAGUGACUCUCAGUGUCUGUUUCUGACUUUUGUUCUUCCCUUGUCUCUGUCUUCCAACCUCCAAUCAUAUUUCCAUCUGGUUGCAUCAUUUUUGCUCCCAAUAUGCUAUAGAGGAGUUAGGAUGCUGUCUUCCCAUGAAUAGUACUCAGUAACAAACCAAUUGCAUUUUAGUUGGGCAGUGCCCUUACCCACCCUCAAAACCCCUUCCAGCUCAGACCCAUCCGUCCUCCCACCAUGUGUUUCUCAGUUUCCCUUUUUGUUUAUUGGAUUGUUCCCAUGCCCUUCCUCCUCACCCUACCACCCUUGGAUCGUAAUGUAAAAUCCUCUUACCAUGUGAAGAAAUUAUUAAAAAUGCAGGUACUUUGACCUCUUUCUAAAGCCGCAGACCCUGAUGCGAUGCUCUGGUGGCCAGGGACAUACCCACACAUACGUGUGUGCACAUUGGGACACCGACCUCCACGUAUACCUCCAGCCACCCUGUUGGGUGUCUUUAUACCAAUUGAGCUGCCUCUUUUCUCUGGAAUAAUGGAAAGACUGAGGCUUCUGCCUACCAAGAGGCAAGGGUGGGUCCUUCAUUUGUGUUCAAUCUGAAUUAAAUGAAAGUUAGUUCUUCCCAAACCUAAGCUGCCUUUUACCCUCACAAGAUCCCAGCUCCUUCCUUCCUUCCCCUGUGAUACCCAUGAACUGCCAGUAGAGGCUGCUCUAGUUCCAUGUGUGGGGAAUCACCUGGUUCAAGGCACACCCCACCCCGUCAUUUUCUUUACUUUAUACUAAUACCUCCCUCUGAAUAAUGUCUUAAGUUUCUUGAGGAGAUGCCAGGAACUCCUGGGUUUUGGUUUUCAAACGACUUCGAGGGUUGUCUAGGACCUUAGCUGCCUCUGAAAUAAAGUUUCCUUAACUUCCACCUUGCAGAUUAGCGUUCUGAUAUCCAGUGGUCUGGUAUCCAUUGUCUCUACAAAAAAAGAUUUAAGGUCUUGAACAAUGGAGGAACAUCUGCUCUAUUCUGUUUCAGAGAUCAGUACCUGUAGCUGACAGUUUUCGAGUGCCUACCCCGUGUCUGCUCUAUUCUGUUUCAGAGAUCAGUACCGGUAGCUGACAAUUUUUGAGUGCCUACCCUGUGUCAGGCUCUGUUAAGCACUUUACUUGCGUGAUCACAUUUACUCUCCAUGAAUCUCUAGGGUAGUUUUAUCCCUUCUUUAUAGGUGAGGACACUGAGACUCAUGAUAAGUAACUCCCCUGAGGUCAUUCAGCUGAGGGGCCUGCGAUUGGUGUAUAGAUCCGACUGCUACGCCCAGGCCUUCACCACGCCUUUCUUACCGACUAGGUGGAAGAGGCCUGAGACUACAGAUCAAGGGCUUGGCCUUAGGCAUCUGGCAGAACACAGUGCUUACUGCUGAACUGGGCAGCGGAUCCUGGAAAUACUGGGGGGUAGUGGCUGCCAGGAGGUAGGAAAGUGGACUUGAUUGGGCAUCUGAGAUUUACAUUCUCCCUCAGACCCAUUCUGGGUGGAAGGUGGAGAGUUUAAUGCAUAUACAGAUGCCCUCUAAUCUGGUCUAAGUGAUGGAUGUCGGUAGUAGGUACUGACCUUGCUGCUGGGAGGGAGUUCAGGGAUGGGGGGGGGCUGUGCACGUGGAAGUAGUACCUUGAGCCAAACCACAGAACAGAAAAUUGGAGCAGAAUUAUAUAAAUCAAGGUCAGAAAUUUCCCGUCCAACCCACAGGGUGGAGUUUUCGCUAUUCCUAUCCAUCCUACUGAAUAUAAACCCUGAUUUGAUGUCAGUAACUAGAAGGAGCAGCUGGUGGGACUCUCACUUCAGCUCAGCAUUCGCCAUGAACUUCAAGGUAGUCCUCGUGUUCCUGGCACUGUCCCUCAUUACCAUCUUUGCCCUGGCCUAUGUCCUGCUGACCAGCCAAGGUGGCUCCAGCCAGCCUCCCCGCUGCCCCUCUGUAUCCUACAGGGCCCAGCCCUGGACACACCCUGGCCAGAGCCAGCUGUUUGCAGACCUGAGCCGAGAAGAGCUGACGGCUGUGAUGAGCUUCCUGACCCAGCAGCUGGGCCCACGCCUGGUGGAUGCAGCCCAGGCCCAACCCUCAGACAACUGCGUCUUCUCAGUGGAGCUGCAGCCGCCCCCCAAGGCUGCAGCCCUGGCCCACCUGGACAGGGGGCGCCCCCCGCCUGCCCGGGAGGCACUGGCCAUCGUCUUCUUUGGCGGACAGCCCCAGCCCAACGUGACUGAGCUGGUGGUGGGGCCGCUGCCGCACCCCUCCUACAUGCGGGAUGUGACUGUGGAGCGUCACGGGGGCCCCCUGCCCUAUCACCGACGCCCCGUGCUGGGAACUGAGUCUGCCCAGAUGUGGAAGCACUUGAAAGAGGUGGAGCUCCCCAAGGCACCCGUCUUCCUGGCUUCUGUCUUCAGCUACAAUGGCUCCACCUUGGCAGCUCUGCACGCCACCCCUCGUGGCUUGCGCUCAGGGGACCGUGCUACCUGGAUGGCCCUCUACCAUAACAUCUCAGGUGUUGGGAUUUUUCUUCACCCCGUGGGGCUCGAGCUACUGCUGGACCACAGGGCCCUGGACCCUGCCCACUGGGCUGUCCAGCAGGUCUUCUACCUUGGGCACUACUAUGCAGACUUGGGUCAGUUGGAAUGGGAGUUUAAGGCUGGCCGGCUGGAAGUGGUUAGAGUUCCUCUACCCCGGCCAGAUGGGGCCUCAUCCCUGCGUUCCCGGGUCUCCCCAGGUCCUCUUCCCCCUCUUCAGUUCUCACCUCAGGGCUCCCGAUACAGUGUACAGGGGAACCUGGUGGCAUCCUCCCUCUGGACGUUUACCUUUGGCCAUGGGGUGUUCAGUGGCAUGAGGAUCUUUGAUGUCCGGUUCAAGGGUGAGCGAGUGGCCUAUGAAGUGAGUGUCCAGGAGUGCGUGUCUGUCUAUGGUGCCGACUCACCCAAGACGAUGAUGACCCGAUACCUGGACAGCAGCUAUGGACUUGGCCGUCACAGCCGGGGCUUGGUGCGGGGAGUGGACUGCCCGUAUCAGUCUACCAUGGUGGACAUCCACGUGUUAGUGGGCAGAGGGGCAGUGCAGCUGCUCCCGGGGGCUGUGUGUGUGUUUGAGGAGGCCCAGGGGCUACCCCUCCGAAGGCACCACAAUCACCUCCAGAGUCAUUUCUAUGGUGGUUUGGCUGGCUCGGCCCUUGUAGUCAGGUCUGUGUCCUCUGUAGGCAACUAUGACUACAUUUGGGACUUUGUAUUGCACCCAAAUGGGGCACUUGAAGGGCGGGUCCAUGCCACGGGCUACAUCAACACAGCUUUCCUGAGCCGGGGAGAGGAGAGCCUCCUCUUUGGGAACCGCGUGGGGGAACAAGUGCUGGGGGCGGUGCACACACAUGCCUUCCACUUCAAGCUGGACCUGGAUGUGGCAGGGCUGAAAAACUGGGUGGUAGCUGAAGACGUGGUGUUUAAACCUGUGGCAGCCCCUUGGAGUCCGGAGCACCAACUGCAACGCCCACAGCUGACUCGGCAGGUCCUGGGAAGGGAGGACCUGACAGCUUUUUUUUGGGGGAGUCCCCUUCCCCGCUACCUGUACCUGGCUAGCAACCAGACUAAUGCCUGGGGUCACCAGCGCGGGUACCGAAUCCAGAUCCACAGCCCUCUCGGCAUACACAUGCCCCUGGACAGCGACAUGGAGAGGGCCCUCAGCUGGGGGAGAUACCAGCUUGUGGUGACCCGCAGGAAGGAGGAGGAGUCACAGAGCAGCAGCAUCUAUUACCAGAAUGACAUCUGGACACCCACUAUGGCCUUUGCUGACUUCAUCAACAAUGAGACCCUCUUAGGAGAGGACCUGGUGGCUUGGGUUACAGCCAGCUUCCUGCACAUCCCCCAUGCUGAGGAUGUCCCCAACACAGUGACGCUGGGGAACAGAGUUGGCUUCUUGCUCCGACCCUAUAACUUCUUUGAUGAGGACCCCUCCAUCUUCUCCCCUGGCAGCGUCUACUUUGAAAAGGGCCAGGAUGCUGGGCUCUGCAGUGUCAAUCAUGUGGCCUGCAUCCCCCACCUGGCGGCCUGUGUCCCAGACCUACCCGCUUUCUCUUACCCAGACCUGUAGCCCUGAGUGUGUGGUAGGACAUGGGCAGGGUGGGGGGUGCUGAGACAUGUACCUUCUUCUCUGUUCCCACUUCCUGCUCCCCUGACACUGGACCCUUGGGAAACAGCCUCCUAUCACAUAAACCCCCAUAAAUCCUUUUGGUUAAUUCAUAUUUCCAGUUCAUUUUUUUUAAAUGAUGGAUUUAUGCAAAUGAUGUUGUUAUUAAAAUGUUCAAGCAAAAACACCACAAAUCCUACCACUCAAACAGCUAGUAUUCACAUUUGGUGAAUGUGGUACUAGACAUUUCUUUAUGCAUGUGCAUUGAAAUGGAAGAAUAGAUAGAAUUUUGUAAAAACGGAUGGUGUGUGUAAUUUAUAAUAAAAAGUAUUACAAGACUUUUACUUG